CACCAGUUGGCCGUCAGGCAGGUGGGACUGCCUCCGCCGCCUUCCCGGCGAUGGGCUUAGGCUGGAGCAGCCCCGAGGAGCGGGAGCCCCUGGUGCCCCCAACUUCGCCCGCCCGGCCGCCGCCGUUUGCUCAGCAUGGCCAGACUUGCAGGGCGGCGGCGGCGGAGUCGCGGGGCAGGGGUAUGCCUCCGGCAGGGCCCCUGCCUCGCCUCCCGCCGGAGCCGGGCCGCGUGUACGGCCGGCGCUGGCUGGUGCUGCUGCUCUUCUCCCUGCUGGGCUUCGUGCAGGGCCUGGUGUGGAAUACGUGGGGCCCCAUUCAGAACUCGGCCCGUCAGGCCUUCGACUUCUCCAGCUUGGAUAUCGCCCUGCUUGUCUUCUGGGGGCCCAUCGGCUUCGUGCCCUGCUUCGCCUUCAUGUGGCUAAUGGACAAGAAGGGCCUCAGGAAAACUGUGUUGCUGACAUCCUUUCUCAUGGUGGUAGGCGCUGGCCUGAGAUGCAUACCUGUAUCCAACAAAGAAACAAGGAAAUGGCUAAUACAUGGAGGACAGCUAUUAAAUGGAUUGGCGGGCCCAACUGUAACAAGUGCUUCUCCACUUCUCUCUACUACGUGGUUUUCACCAGAUGAACGUGCCACUGCCACAGCUAUUGCAUCAUUGAUUAGUUACCUUGGCGGAGCAUGUGCAUUUUUAGUAGGACCUUUGGUGGUUCCAGGGCCAAAUAGCACAUCAGCAGUUCCCCUUGUGUUUGGAAGUAGUCCUGAGUACAUAAAGGACCGAAUUGAGGCUGUAUUGUUUGCAGAAUUUGGCAUUGUGGCUCUGAUAUUCUCUGCAGCACUAGCUUACUUCCCAUCACGUCCUCCAUUUCCACCCAGCGUUGCUGCAGCUAGCCAGAGGCUCAGCUACGGAAGAAGUUUUUGUAGGCUGCUAAGUAAUCCUCGGUUUUUGAUGAUUGCUCUGGCCUAUGCAAUACCACUGGGUGUUUUCUCAGGAUGGUCCGGUGUUCUUGAUUGGAUAUUAACUCCAGUUCACAUAAGCCAAGUGGAUGCAGGUUGGAUUGGAUUUUGGUCCAUUGUAGGAGGCUGUGUUGUUGGCAUAGCACUAGCAAGGUUUGCUGAUUUUAUCAGAGGAAUGCUGAAACUUAUCCUACUUCUGCUUCUGUCAGGAGCAACUCUGUCAUCCUUUUGGUAUACUUUGACAUGUUUAAAAACUGUCAUUCACCUUCCUUUAACUACGGCCACACUUUAUACUUCCUGCAUUUUGCUGGGUGUCUUCCUGAACAGCAGCGUCCCCAUCUUCUUUGAACUUUUUGUGGAAACAGUCUAUCCUGUUCCUGAAGGGAUAACCUGUGGUGUGGUCACCUUCCUAAGCAACAUGUUCAUGGGAGUUCUCUUAUUUUUUUUUAGUUUCUACCAUAAAGAAUUUUCUUGGUUUAACUGGUGCCUCCCAGGAUCCUGCUUACUAAGCCUUCUACUCAUCUUAUGCUUCAGGGAAUCCUAUGACAGACUUUAUCUGGAUGUCAUUGUCUCUGUUUGAAAACAUAAAACAAGGAAGUUGAAGAGGAGGAUGGAAAAUAGUACUGGGUUUGAUCUGUUUCCUUGGAAACCAUAUAGCUAAAGGUUACAGAAGAAAUUCAAAAAUUCACCUGGACUUUUUGAUUGAAUUUACAACAAAAAGGGGUUUUAUUUUGUUUUUUAAAUUCCUAAUAUGGUAUUUUAUCAUUUAGGUUACUAUGACGAGUCUUUCACUUGAAUGGAAUUCGAAUAUUUUUUAAAAAUACAUAUUCAGAAGAACGUGUGCUAGGAAGAAACAAGUUUAUGAACUGUGAUGUUUUAUUUAAUAAGAUGUUAACUGCAAAAAAUUGUGCCAACUGAAAACUACUUAUAACAAAAGUAUAAUAGCAAUAUCAUCUCAUUUAGGAAUUAAUGAUGGAAUCUUUAUGUAUAAACGCUUCUUUCUUAUUUUCUUUCUUUUUCUCUUUCUCUCUUUCUUUCUCUCUUUUUCUUUCUUUUUUUUUACCGUCUGGUAUUUAAUGAGCAUUCUGAUAAUCCCAGAUUUGUCUUGCUUUGUAAUAACAUGCUAUUCUUCAUUGUGGCAUGUUCAUACUAGUGCUUCUGUAAUGAUAAAAGUUUUCAACAUACAGUAGUUGUCAGAAUUGAACAAACUGUUGAUCUCUCACUGUGAAUCAUCUUCUGUUUAAGAUGGAAUAGGCAUAAAAUUACACUCGGAGUUAAAAAUAAUUAUGGUUAAAUAUAUGAUAAACGCUUUAACAUCUCCCCA
Molecule: messenger RNA, 2276 nt
Organism: Candoia aspera
Lineage: Eukaryota; Metazoa; Chordata; Lepidosauria; Squamata; Candoiidae
Gene: SLC49A4
Product: solute carrier family 49 member 4
Exons: 9
Coding region: 51-1532 (493 amino acids)
Biological process (GO): transmembrane transport
Cellular component (GO): intracellular membrane-bounded organelle; membrane
Molecular function (GO): transmembrane transporter activity
Source: RefSeq, a predicted model, not a curated record